Hipposideros armiger (great roundleaf bat) is the source of this 14280-nucleotide messenger RNA. It is a transcript of the gene PDE3A, whose product is annotated as phosphodiesterase 3A. The transcript has 16 exons. Gene Ontology annotation, molecular function: 3',5'-cyclic-nucleotide phosphodiesterase activity. Gene Ontology annotation, biological process: signal transduction. The record is from RefSeq and is a predicted model, not a curated record. Bases 2767 to 6198 code for a protein of 1143 amino acids. Lineage: Eukaryota; Metazoa; Chordata; Mammalia; Chiroptera; Hipposideridae.
GCCAGUUCUUAAUCAUCGCGCCACUCGGCCGGCCCUGUGUUACAAUUUUUUAAAGUCUAUAUUUUAUCUCUUACAGGUUCAGUUUUUAUGGUGAUUUAUUAUUAAUUUUUUUCUAAAGAACGGAGAUAAUUGUGGGGGUAGAGGAGAGAGAAAAUUGGAAGUAUUAAAAGCCCCCUCACUAUGCUUUUCUUUCUACUCUUGAUAUAUGUCAAAAUUUUUACAGUUUUUCAUUUGAAUAUGCUAUGUUUGAUGUCAAUGGAUAUUAGCAUGAUUUUCCAACCAAGAAUUUUCACUCUGAAGUGUCCCAGGUAGACUCAGGCAUAUGAAUCAUGUGUCUAAAAAGGAAACUCAAAAAAGUAUGUAUGCAUGCUAGGGGGCUCAUUUGUCUUUGGCAAAGACAUUGCAGCUCCUGUUUCCUUAAUUAUUAAACAGAUGGUGCUCCCUGCCAUUGACUGGCUGCCCAACAUGUUCUCCAUGUGGUAGCACAGUUCUAGACAUCUGAUGGGAGAAGUGGUAUCAUCACAGCCCCUGCCUGAUACCCAUUUAUGUCAUAAUAUUAAUAUUAAUACCUGCCUUUAACUAGAGCAGGCUGCUACCCAUGCAGCUAAAUUUAAGAUUAAGCCAUCUUCUCCUCUACUGCCAUGAAUUAAUGUUAUCUCAAGUAUCUCCUUUGGCUUUUCUUUAUAUUGCUUCAUCGCGACCUACAAAAUACAGUGGCAUAUUGAACUAAUUGUUCAAAUACUGGAGUACAGGCUAUAAACAUACUUUAACCUGGAAGGUCAAGAUAAUGAAGACAAAAUUGGAUAAUUAUUGAUAUUGUUAUUACUUAGGGCAAGUGACAUCUCAGGUAGUCAUAUUAAAAAUGAAUACGAGUGGACUGUCAUAUUGUUCUAAGUGUUAAAAGAAACUAGCCCGACAUUGAUAGAUUUUUAAAAGUCCAUUGAACAGAUACUCAAUUAUUUUUCAUAAUCUGCCAAAAAAGUUAGUUUUACAUUUUCCUUUCGUUUCUCAAAUACUAUAUUACUACAGUUACAUGAACAGUGUACCCUGUAAACAUUAUUAACAAGGGUCCCAGUUUUUUUCUCAUAAAUUCUCUUCAUGGUAGACAUAGUAUUUCACAACCAUGGACAGUCUUCUAAGAUCGUUUCUAGUGGUAACCUACCGGUUCUCUCCUUUCCCUUGACAUUUCUUAAUUUCUGAUUGACUUUUCAGGCUUCCUAAAUUUAUAAACCUGGAAGCUAGGGUCACUUAAUCCCAGUGUAAUUUACCAUCCACCACCACCAACUGUUGACUAGUACUCUCAUACCGUGGAUUUUUUUUAAAGUAUAUACUUUUUAAAUGGAUGCCUCUGCCCCUUCUCUUUAAUAAUGCAAAUGUGAUGUAGGUAACUUGCUGAGAUUUUCCAUCAUUUGAACCAACAGGAAAAGCUUGAGUUCUCUGUUGAAAAAACACCGCCAAGCAGGAGCAGCCAAAACAUCACACUGCCACCUGAAAUUGGUUUGGGGUUGUAACUGACUUGAAAGCCUAUCAGCAUCUUUGAAUCAGACAGUAGAUGUGGCUGUCAUUUUUAAUGACAGUAGGAAGUACGUUGGUUCCCAUCACCUGUCAAGUGGCCACCAGGAUCCUUUUUUCCCAGGGCCAGCCGCAGACUCCCGCGCCCAAUGGCUGCGGUGAGCUGAGCGGUGGACCUCCACCCCCCACCACCCCAGCAACCCUUUCUCAGGGGGCUGGAAGUGUGGGCCUCGCUCCGGAGAGGAGAGGUGGAGCUGAGAGCAGCGCCUUCUCCGGGGAAGGAGGCGGGAGCUCGUCUGGGAAAGCUUUCCUAGGGAGUUGCCUUAAAGAAAGAAAGCGGAAUUACUGAUCACUUCACUUGCCUGCUUUUUAAGUACAGUUUUAAGCACUAGUUUCUAUUCGCUUCCCUUCUGCAAAACUGCAAAUUACCACCAGCCUCACACCGAAAAACGGGGUGGGGGGGGGGAAGGAGAGCAAAUCUCAUUCUCCUUUCUCACCCUCCCUUUCCUCUCACCCUCCCUUCCUCUCCAGCUCGCUCUCUCUACCUCCCUCCCUCCCUUCUCUGGCGGCAGCCGUUCGUCUCUCCGACUGUGUGUCUCUUCGACGGGACUUAGCAACUUCUUGGUUAUUUCUCAGCCCCUUUUCCAUUUUUUCCACCCUUUACCAUGAACUGGACCGACAAACGCAGGGAAGGCUUUGCUUUCUGCCCCUGGGAAUGGCGGUUCGCUUCCUGGGGCCGUGCGGGGGAGGAUCGGCCGAGGAGAAAGAAAGAGUGAUAGAGAAAGAGCUGCAGGAAGGAAGAGAAGGGGGGACCUCCAUCUGCCGCGGGCCGGGCGCGCAGCAGCGCCGAGCGGAGCUGCGCCGGAGAUGGCCCCGAGCUCGCCCUGUACCCCUGGCUCCUCCAGCGUCUGCUGCCCCGGUGCGCCCGACGCUUCGGGCAAUUUUUAAAAUUCUGAAGUAGGAAGAGACCCUGAAGGAUAUCAGUCGGGGUGGAGGUGGAGCAGAGAAUUUGAAAAGCAUUUCAGACAGCAAGGGAGGAAGUCUUGUUUCUGCUGGUGCUAGCUCUUAACUUGAAGGCGUCUCUUUGGAGCAUCUAGUCUUCUCCAGGAGUUAUUCGAAAGCGGAAACUUUUAGUGGCUCGUGGGCCUAGGGAGAAGGAGGGAAUCCGAGGCUGGGACUGGGAAGAGAGAGGGAGUGUGUGUGUGUGCGUACCCCGGGGUGGGGGCGUUGGGAAGUCCGUGAAGGGGGCACACCAUGGCAGUGACUGACCAGGCCGCCCGAAUCAAUGACAGGCUAGGCCACGGUGGGGUGAGGGAAGCCCCCGCGGCGGGCCCGGACUGCCCGAGUUGCGCGGGCCGCGCAUCGCCGCGGGACUCCAGCUGCAGCGGCUGCUGGGGAGAUCUGCUUCUGCAGCCGUUCCGGCGCUCCGGGAAACUUUCCUCGGCGCUGUGCGCGGGCUCCCUGUCCUUCCUGCUGGCGCUCCUGGUGAGGCUGGUCCGCGGGGAGAUCGGCUGUGACCUGAAGCAGAGUAAGGAGGCGGCGGAGGAGGAGGAGGAGGAAGCGGCCCCGGGAGCAGAAGGGGGCGUCUUCCCGGGGCCUCGGGGAGGUGCUCCCGGGGGCGGCGCGCAGCUCAGCCCCUGGCUGCAGCCCUCAGCGCUGCUCUUCAGUCUCCUGUGUGCCUUCUUCUGGAUGGGCUUGUACCUCCUGCGCGCCGGGGUGCGCCUGCCUCUGGCGGUUGCGCUGCUGGCCGCCUGCUGCGUGGGGGAAGCGCUGGUUCAGAUUGGGCUGGGCGUCGGGGACGAUCAUUUACUCUCGCUCCCAGCGGCGGGAGUGGUGCUCAGCUGCUUGGCCGCCGCGACAUGGCUGGUGCUGAGGCUGAGGCUGUGCGUCCUCAUGAUCGCCUUGACUAGCGCGGUCAGGACCGUGUCCCUCAUUUCCUUAGAGAGGUUCCAGGUCGCCUGGAGACCUUACCUGGCGUACUUGGCCGGCGUGCUGGGGAUCCUCCUGGCCAGGUACGUGGAGCAAAUCUUGCCGCAGUCCGCGCGGGCGGCCACAAGGGAGCAUUUUGGGUCCCAGCUGAUUGCUGGGACCAAGGAAGAUACCCCGGUGUUUAAAAGGAGGAGGCGGUCUAGCUCCGUGGUGUCCGCCGAGAUGUCAGGGUGCAGCAGCAAGUCCCACCGGAGGACCUCCCUGCCUUGCAUACCGAGGGAACAGCUCCUGGGGCAUUCAGAAUGGGACCACAAACGAGGGCCCCGGGGAUCACAGUCUUCAGGAACCAGCAUUACUGUGGAUAUUGCCGUGAUGGGCGAGGCUCACGGCCUCAUUACCGACCUCCUGGCAGACCCUUCUCUGCCGCCCAAUGUGUGCACGUCCUUGAGGGCAGUGAGCAACCUGCUCAGCACUCAGCUCACCUUCCAGGCCAUUCACAAGCCCAGAGUGAAUCCUGUCGUUUCCUUCAGUGAAAACUACACCUGCUCUGAUUCUGAAGAAAGCUCCGAAAAAGACAAGCUGGCUAUUCCCAAGCGCCUGAGAAGAAGUUUGCCCCCGGGUCUGCUGAGACGGGUUUCCUCGACUUGGACCACCACCACCUCCGCCACAGGUCUCCCCACUUUGGAGCCUGCCCCAGUGCGGAGGGAUCGCAGCGCCAGCAUCAAACCGCAUGAAGCACCUUCAUCCAGUGCCGUUAAUACUGAUUCGUGGAAUAACCCCGUGAUGAUGACCCUCACCAAAAGCAGAUCCUUCACUUCAUCCUAUGCUGUUUCUGCAGCUAACUAUGUAAAGGCUAAAAAGUCAAAUCGACCAGGUGCCCUCGCUAAAAUUUCACCUCUUUCAUCCCCCUGUUCUUCACCUCUCCAAGGGACUCCGGCCAGCAGUCCGGUCAGCAAAAUUUCUGCAGUGCAGUUCCCAGAAUCGGCCGACACAACUGCUAAACAAGGCCUAGGUUCUCACAGGGCCUUAAGUUAUACUCAGAGUGCCCCUGACCUCUCGCCUCAGAUACUGACUCCACCUGUUAUAUGUAGCAGCUGCGGCAGGCCAUAUUCCCAGAGGAACGCUGCUGAUGGGCCCCUGGAGAGAAGCGGUGCCGCCAUUCGGACACCCGGCAGAGGGGAUGACACUGCUCAAGUUACCUCUGAUUAUGAAACCAAUAACAACAGUGAUAGCAGUGAUAUCGUACAGAAUGAAGAUGAGACUGAGUGCUCAAGAGAGCCUCUGAGGAAAGCGUCGGCUUGUAGCACCUACACACCUGAGACCAUGAUGUUCCUGGACAAACCAAUUCUUGCUCCUGAACCUCUUGUCAUGGGCAACUUGGACUCAAUUAUGGAGAAGUUAAAUACUUGGAAUUUUCCAAUUUUUGAUUUGGUGGAAAAAAUAGGAAGAAAAUGUGGCCGUAUUCUUAGUCAAGUAUCAUACAGACUUUUUGAAGACAUGGGCCUCUUUGAAGCUUUUAAAAUUCCAGUUAAGGAAUUUAUGAAUUACUUUCAUGCUUUGGAGAUUGGAUACAGGGAAAUUCCUUACCAUAACAGAAUCCAUGCCACUGACGUCUUACAUGCUGUUUGGUAUCUUACUACACAGCCUAUCCCAGGCCUCUCCACUGUGAUUAAUGAUCAUGGAUCAGCAAGUGAUUCAGAUUCUGACAGUGGAUUUACACAUGGACAUAUGGGAUAUGUAUUCUCAAAAAUGUAUAAUGUGCCAGAUGAUAAAUACGGAUGUCUGUCGGGAAAUAUCCCUGCCUUAGAAUUGAUGGCACUGUAUGUGGCUGCAGCCAUGCAUGACUACGAUCACCCAGGAAGGACUAAUGCAUUCCUGGUUGCAACUAGUGCUCCUCAGGCGGUGCUCUAUAAUGAUCGCUCAGUUUUGGAGAAUCAUCACGCAGCAGCUGCAUGGAGUCUUUUCAUGUCCCGGCCAGAGUAUAACUUCUUAGUUAACCUUGACCAUGUGGAAUUUAAGCAUUUUCGUUUUCUUGUCAUUGAAGCAAUUUUGGCCACUGACUUGAAGAAACACUUUGACUUCGUGGCCAAAUUUAAUGCCAAGGUGAAUGAUGAUGUUGGAAUAGAUUGGACCAAUGAAAAUGAUCGUCUACUGGUUUGUCAAAUGUGUAUAAAGUUGGCUGAUAUCAAUGGGCCAGCUAAAUGUAAAGAGCUUCAUCUUCAGUGGACAGAGGGUAUUGUCAAUGAAUUUUAUGAACAGGGUGAUGAAGAGGCCAGCCUUGGAUUACCAAUAAGCCCCUUCAUGGACCGCUCUGCUCCUCAGUUGGCCAAUCUUCAGGAAUCCUUUAUCUCUCACAUUGUGGGUCCCCUCUGCAACUCCUAUGAUUCAGCAGGACUGAUGCCAGGGAAAUGGGUGGAAGACAGUGAUGAGUCAGGAGAUACCGAUGACCCAGAAGAAGAAGAGGAGGAGGAAGAAGAUGCACCAAAUGAAGAGGAAACCUGUGAAAAUAAUGAAUCUCCAGGAAAGAAAACUUUCAAAAGGAGGAAAAUCUACUGCCAAAUAACUCAGCACCUCCUACAGAACCACCAGAUGUGGAAGAAAGUCAUUGAAGAGGAGCAGCGGUUGGCAGGCAUCGAAAAUCAGUCCCUGGACCAGUCUCCCCAGCAGCAUUGCUCAGAACAGAUCCAGGCCAUCAGGGAAGAAGAGGAAGAAAAAGGGAAGCCAAGAGGAGAGGAGAGCCUAACCCCAAACCAGUGACAACGGAUCGAAUGAGCUGUGUUUCCAAACCAAGUGACUUGUCGCAGACUCUUCAAGCCAGCACAACACUUAGACACAACACUGUAGAAAUACAAGAAGAUGGGCAAAUGGCUAUUGCAUUUUGGGAUUCUUCGCAUUUUAUGUGUUUAUUUUUACAGUGAGGUACAUGGUUAAAAACUCUUUGCUCAGAGAAGCUUUCACAUUGCAACACCAGCUUGUAAGGAUUUUUUUUUUUUAAGGAAGAAAUAUAUUUGUGUGUGUGUAUAUAUAAGCUCUCACAUAGAUACAUGUAAAACAUUUUCACACACACACAUACACACUGAAAGCCAGGAUUACUGGCUCCACAAUUUAGUAGCAUUGAUAGUAAGAUAUAUAGUGGUCACUGUGAUAUAAUAAAUCAUAAAGGAAAAGUAAAGGAAAACAAAGUAAAUGGUGCAGCUUAGCAGGGGAGCAGUGCAGCAAAUGUAGGCUACAACUAAGAAGCUUUUGCUCUUAGUACUGAGGGAUAAAAGUUCCAGAGAAUUAUUUGAAUUCUUAUACAUCCUGCCAACAUUGUGUGUGUGUGUGUGUGUGUGUGUGUGUGUAUGAGAGAGAAAUAGGAUUGAAAGGGUGCUUGUGUGUAUGUAUGUUUGCGUGUACGUAAAGAGAGAUUUUUGCGGUUAGUAGUUGGUAGAAUUCCAGCAGCAGAUGACUCAGCACAUGUGAACAAACAGAAGGAAGUUUACUCUGGAGUGUCUUAGAGAGGCAGCCAUUCCAAAAGCCUUCCUCCAUUUAGUUUCAAUAAACGUCUCUGCAGAGGGAGGGUAUUCACGGGCUUGGUGAAAGGGCCACGUGAUUGGUACUACUGCUACACACCACUUGGAGGCGCUCUAUCACCAGCCUUCAACCUGGAAGACAGACAUUUUCCAAUCUACUCGCCUCGUGAAUGUAUAGGAACUGUUGGUCUCUGAGCAUGUCUGUCUGUCACUCAGCCUAGAUCCAAUCACCAUUUAAGGGAAUGGCAUUCUUUAUUCAUAAACACCUAAGAAGUAGCUGGAGUCGGGUCUUUUAAUCAGGUUAGAACUCUAAAAGCUUUCCAGAGAAAAUGUGGGAAAUUGUCUUAAGAGUGAUCUUCCGUGUCUUAACUUGCUGCAAAAUGUGUGUGGUAGUAAAAGAAAAAAGACAGAAAUGCAAACAGAAGCCCACUACAGGAUACAUAAGCGAGAGAUGAAGGGGAAAUUUUCAACUUGGGAUUUGGUGUUUGUUGAUGUAAGGAAAGCCUGAUUCUUGGCAACUGUUGAAGAUUGGCUUUGGGUGGCAAAGGUCCCGCUGACCAGCCCUGUUGUGGGAUUCCACAUGCUGUGUGAGAGGGGUAGCUUCUGUCUGCAAUCUGGCCUAAUGUCAUGCUUCUCUUGGCAGGGAAGAUUAUAGAAGGAUUUGGGGGGACUGGGCCUAUUAUUGAAAGUCUUUUUUUAUUUUAUUUUAUUUUUUUGGUUUGUUUGUUUAUCUACACUUGUUUAUGCUGUGAGCCAAACCUCUAUUUAAAGUGUUGAUACUCACUUUCAAUAUUUUAUUUCAUAUUAUUAUAUUUGUCAUGAAUAGUUAUCUUGAUGUAAAUAUAAAGAUUUUUUUUUGUUUCUGUAGAUAGUAAGCUUUUUUUAAAAAAGGGGGAAUGAAACAUUUUUAUAAAGUUAUAUUUUAAUCACCAUUUUUAUACAUUGAAGCUAUCUCCAAGCCCAGUAAGAGAGUGAUGAUUCAUUUGCAUUAGAGGUCUAUGGACAGCCAUUUAUCUACCUAUUCUAAUAUAUAUGAUAAUCUAAUACAGUUAUUUUGUGCCAAUUAAAUGAGGAUGCUGCAACGAAUGUUUUUCACUAGUAACUUUUCCUAAAUUUUGGGUAACUUUUGGGUCCAUGACUCCCAAGUGAAAGACUUUUUUAACCCACACUGAAUGCUUAUCUUUGGUGUCUAUUUCUUCCCAACACUUUUUGGUGAUAACUCUUCCUUCAGUACUCUAUACUCUAUGCUCAUCAUCUAAACAAUCUUAGCUUCUAAGUAAACCUUAAUUGUGAUUUCUACUUUUUAUUUCCUCUGAAGUCACAGAAGAGUGUUUACACUAAAAAUGCCUUUGUUUCUCAUAAAUGGUUAUUUUUUCCCUUCCAAACCAAUGCAUUUACAAUACUCUGUGGCAUUUUCAAAUAAGGCAAAGAUAAUACAAUCAGAAGUAAACAUGGUUUCAAGGCAAAUUUCCCAAUAAGUAGGAAAAUAUGGAAAGGAUCAAAUUGAUACAGACUCUACCUAAAUAGUGAGAAGAGUUGCAUAUUUUUUGAGUUAACACCAGGUCUUCAUUAUCUAGGACUACUGCAUGUUUUUCCAUUUUCUUUGUAUUACCUGUGUGUCUCUAUGUUUGCAAAAGUUACUGUGAGUCAAAUACAUUUCCCCAAUGAACUUAACUCUUCUCCUUCCCUUGCAAAUAAGAGAAGAAAAAACAAAAAAACAAAACAAAACAAAACAAAAAAACACAGGAGUUAUUCUCACAUGCCCCUUGUAUCUAAUUCCUUAACAAAUCUAAUCUUUUCCCCUUCUCCAAAAGCCAUACAUCUCUAAAAUAGAUAUAAGUCAAGGAAACAUUCAGGUUGGAGUAAACAGGCUGUCAGGAGAACAGUUGUGAGUCUAUAACUAUGCAUUGGCUGCUGCAUCCAGGUUGCAUGGCCCCAAGUAGGGCUGGCCUGGCUGCCAGAGCAGAGGUCUUAGCAAACUGCCUGGUUUCGUUUUUUGUUUUGUUUUGAAGUGCAUGACGUAACGAUGGCCAAAGCAGAACCUCUUCAUUCCGUAAUUCUGUUCAUCAGUCUAGGAAAAUUGAUCAUUUUUUUCUAAAAAAUAAGUUUCCAGUAUAUUAAAGAUAGAAGUCAUUUGAAAUAAAGGAAUGGAGGUUCAUUAAGUAUGUGACUUUCAUACACACCCAGUACAUCCCGAAGGAUACUUAGGGACGUAAAAAGAUUGUUUUUGCUAAUGAAGUUCUCUGCCUCCUUGGCGACAGCAAUAUUACCGUGUUCACUUCCAGCUCCAGAGCUUAAUUCCUUAAAAGUGUAUUUGUUGCAAUUGCCCACAUUUUUAUAUGAGUCUAUUUAUAGGUGCCAUUAGAUAAACUCAGGUCUUUCAAAUGAAGGAAUUUCUAGCCCCGUUAGAGAAAAGGGUAAUUGUAUUGAUAGCCAUAAAACCAAUGGUAGGAAAAGCUGGAAAUGGUAACGUUGAUGCUAGUGGUUGUGCUCUGUUAAGGAGAAGACCAGGUAUGCCAUGAGUGUUAUCCAUGUCAUUUCCAGCGUGCUGAUAGAAUGUCUUUCCAGUUAUCAAAGCCAACCUUUAGAAUAUUUUUUUCCUUGGUGAAAACACCACUUUAGUGUUUUGUUUUUGGUUUUGGUUUUUUUUUCUUAAAUAUAAAAGUUUAUUUUUGUCAUUUGUAUAAGACCUGGUUUUGCUCUCAUUAGAAGAUGAAUACAGUUGCUCUGUAAAGAAAUAUACCUAUAUUGGUCUUCAUCUGAUAAGGAAUUUCCUUAUAUUAUGUUUAAGAAAAUACUUCCUAAAAGCAGAAUUCCCAGUUCUGCCUGUUCCACUUUGAUGGGAUGCCAGAACAAAUCCUAAUCCCACUAAAACUAAAGAAAAGGGAUUGCAUCUCAUGCAGAAUGUUCAUAGUGCAUAUAUGUGUUGCGAUUUCCUCAUGUCCCCUGCCUCUCUUGGUUUGCCAUUUCCCGAUGUCCCUGUCGCUUUCCCAGAGAAAUUUUUUUGAAAGUAAAAGCUGUGCACAAGGCAUGAGACUCAGGCCUAUACUUUGUUUAAAUGAUGGAAAAAAUAUAAAUUAUUUUCUAAGUAAUAAAGAUAUGAAAAUUAUAAUUGUAAAUAAAGUCUAAAGUUUGAAAUGACUGCUUUCCAAAAGUGAACUAUUUGUGUGACGAACAACACCUCACUGAGAAGAGGAUAAAUAUCACUUCUGUUCUACUCUGGGAGGUCUUUUUGGUGCUUCUAUGUCAAUAUGGGGAUCUCCACUGUCCUUGUCAUUUUCAAUAUUUCUAAAAUUAUAAUGAAAACCACAAUGAGGGUCUUAUCGUUUUUCUAUCUUAAUCCUGAUUCCCAUUUAAUGCCUUUUCUUGUUUAUAUGCCAUUUUGGAAAUAAACUGCCUUUUAAACUGACAAGGCUCCAGCAAAACAAAGUUCUGUAAACUCUCACAGUCUAGAGUAAAUCAAAAUUAUCCUAUUCUAGAGAUUAUCACUAAUGUGUGUGGGGAAAAAAAAAUCAAUAAAAUUUCAAAUGCUAAUAGCUCAAUUCAAGAUAAUUGAGAGCUAAAGUAGCUAUACUUUGAAACCAAACUGAGUUUCUUUAAUUCACCUUAUCUCCCAACAGGUGGGAAAAUAUGACCUUGUUCUAAGUCAUUCAUUUUUCUCAUGAUUCCUCCAUGAAGUAAAAUUAUGAACUUCUUGAUAUUGUCAGUCCAUUUUUCUGAGUUGGUCAACAAUGUGCAACUUUAAAUUAGGACACAGGUUAGCCAUUUUAGGUGAAGAGCAUUCCAUAAUUAAAUUAUUCUUAGAAUUUCUAAUCGGAGGGAAGUAUACCAGUUUUAGGUCUUAUAUUCAUAUCAGUUUGUUCCUCUAGAAAAUAUUCAAAUUCUAACUAGAAAUAUAAUUGGGGUGAAUUAAUUAAACUUAAGUACUGAGUAAAUUAAACUAUAAGCCAUGUGUUAAAGAUCUUAAAUUAAGGUUUCCAUAAUCAUUUGUAUAUUUCACACUAAUGAACUGUGUCAGAGAAUAACACAAACAUUUUUCAGUCUAUUAUGUACCAUGGAUGUUAGGCAAUUUUUGCUAUUACCUAACACAUUUCAAUUGUUAAAAUGAUGCUAGUUUUAUCUUUUUUGUGUGUGCUUUUACAUUACCUGAACUAAUCUUUAUGUUCAGACUAUCAAGUCAUUCUAACAGGUGAACAGUGGUGACAAAAAGUAAUAGGGCUUUUUGUUGUUCAAAUGUUUGAAGAUACAAAGCUAAAGAUUAAGGCUUUGUUUUGUUGUUGGAACUCAAUAUUAACCUGCUGACUUAAAAAGACUGUUCGAGUAUAAAUUGCUUUAGUGUAGAUAAGACUAAAAACUAUAUGAAAGGAUUGCUUUCCAAAAGUGAAUUAUUUAUGUGACAAAUAAUAAUGUAUAGAUGGAAAACAAAUUGGCUUCUGACAUAUGAUUAAGGCUCUAAAAAGAAUCUAAAUUCUCCUCCAUCUUAUACUAAUAAGGUUGAUUACUUUGACAGAUGUUGGUUUCCGUGGAUUUCUGCUUCUCUGAGGAGUUGUGGAAAACAGAAGAAAAGGCAAGCCUCCUCCUACUGAUAAGUACUGGACAUGUCUAUAUUCAGAGAGAUUUCCUCAUUGCUUCAUAUCAAGAAGGUGUUUUUUAAUCAUGCAAAUAAUUCAAUCAAAAAUUCUUAACAGAUAGUAAUAUUUAUCAUCAUAUGUAAGUACUAUUAAGAAUAUUUAAAAUUGAUUUAUUUUUUGAACCAAGCUUUUACCAAGCUUUUAAUUUUUUUAUUAUUUAAUUAAAAUGAAGUCCACAAAAUGACAUUCCAUGGUAUAGAGAUGCUAAAUAUUUUGAUAUAAUCAGAACUAGUAUUAUGUAACAAAACUGGAAAGAAGAAUAUUUACUUCUUUUUCUAAUGUCCUUCAUGCCUCAGCAAUGAAAAUGUUUAGUGAAAGUUUCAAUAAAUACAUGAGAUAGAGAAAAAUAAAUUUAUUCCCAAUAAUUGAAUCAGAUUAAGUGUACAAAUUAUAGUCUGAGUUCUUCUGAGUUACCCCAAGAAAAAGGAAUGUACUAUCCAACAAUUUAUCAUGUUUUAGGUUGUUUUAAAAUAAAUGGUCUAUUAAUGUAGAUUAUAUUUUACUAAAUUCUAAUGCAAUUGAAAACCUAAAUACUUAUCUUAAUUAUUAAGAAAUAUUAAACCUUAUUAAUCUUGAUUUUCACAGAUGAAACACUGACCAGUCAAUAAACCACACCCACUGCAUUCAUCUCCUAAGAGUGAUUAAGUGGUAGGUUGGAAUUUGAAAUUUAUAAAUAGAAAUUCAUCAAAAUAUAUUUUUAAAGCUUUAAUGCUUUAACUAAAUUUUGUGUCAGUAGAAAUACCUAUUUCAAAUGAAACAAAGUACAGCAUGGAAUUUUUCCUGUCCUCUUAAAAAAGAAAAAAAAGCAUGGCUUCUCCUUCAUUUUAUUUCUGUAGCUCAAGGUUAAUAAAGGAAAAAUAAUCAGAUACCCUCCUCUACCAUAAUAGAUUGCUGUUCACCUUAAGUUCUAAUUGGGCACACCUAGUUUCAUUGUGUAGCUCAUGGUACUAAAAAGCAAAAACAAACAAACAAAAACCAAAAAAACAGCUGUUGAUUGGGAGUGAACACUACAUAAAACUUCAAGGCUCAUCCCAGGACCGCGCCAUUUUAAGAGAAUUCAGUUAUCAGUUACGCUGGAGUAAAGGGACGUAAUGAAUUCAUAAUUCAACCCUGACUUUCUUUAUUACGAUCAGCACUCGCACAUGUUUCAGAAUCUGAAUUAGCUCUUGGAGCUUGGAAACUGCUGCUUGAAUAUCUUUGGAAGAGAAAGUUUUAUUUUGUUGCUGUUAAUUCUAGUGAUUUUACUAGAGCUAGAAAACGAUUCACAUGGUUCAAAGUGAAAUUAAAAGUAAGUGUUUAAAGAUGUUUUCUUUCUGUAUAUAAUUUGUUGGCUGAUAGAAUUUCCCAAUUUCCCAUUACCUUUCUUUUAAAAAUUAACUGAUUAUUUUUAUGACUCAGAAAGCCUAUAUGAUAACAGAUACUUUGUUUUAAUUAUUUAUAAGCAUAACCCAGUACUAUAGUGUUACUAUCUUUAAAUAAUAACCCUAACAUAUCUAUAUAUAUAUAAUAUUACCUGUUAGUGGGAUUUAAAUGGCUUAAACUUUAGUAUAUAUUUGUUCAUUAGUUUAAAAAUCACUAUUUUUAAUACUCUGUACAAUAUUUGCAUGGGAUUUUUGCUGUAUUAUGUUUGCUUAACUGUGUUUUUUUUUUCCAUUUAUGAGUGUAGUUUAUUUCUUAGUAUAUAUCCACAGAAGAACUCAUACCAUUUUCAUUCCAACAAGGACAGUUUGUUAGUUGACAAGCACUGGAAAUAAAUAUCACUGAACCCGCCCAUCCCCUGUUAUUUCUUCCCAGAGAUUUUUAUCAUGCAAGUUAUAAAAUAAAAAUUGGUGCUUUUAUAAAAUUCUGAAACUCUCAUUGCAAAAUAAUGAAAAUGAAAUUCUGCCUGGUUUUCUAUAAUGAUGUGUAACUGAAAGAACUUUAAUUGGAAUUCAGAGUGUUUUUCGUUUUGGUCAGUUUGGUUAAUUUGAUUCAGUGUUUGAUGUUAAAAUGUGUUGAUUCCUGAUGGGGCAAGUUGUUCUGAUCAGUUGUUAUCUCUUCCUGACAUAAAACUGUCUUUGGAAAGUUAAAGUCAACAUGUCUCAAAUAUUUGACUGUGCAGGAUAUUUGUAAACCAGAGUGUAUUGGAUUAACUUAAUUUAGUAUUUCUAAAAAGCAAUAUUUUCAAAUAACUGCCAACCAAAGUAACAGUGUAGGAGGGAUGUCAUUUGUAUAUGAUAAUGUAAUUCUUACCACUCUCAACAACUGAAUAUGUUUAUUAAUAACUUUCAAAUUUAUCAAUUUUUAAAAACCCAAGAGUGAGACAUUGGACUUAAGUGAUCAUUUUGCAAUUGAAAAAUAAAUCUCUCCUCUCACUUGUGUCUUGCACUUAAUAUAUGUAGCAAUACUUUGUAUCAUCCUAUCACAAGCAUUUGUUAAGUGACUUAGUUAAUGGCUGAUAAAUGUUUUGUAAAAAGUAGAAUCUGUACAGAAAAAAUAUUAGAUAAAUUGUAUUUAUUUUUAUUAUUUUUUGGCUUAGACACUAUAAUGAUGCUCCUUUUUUGCCAGAUUUACUGGAAGUGCCUCUUGGUUUUAUAUAUGUAUUAAUAUUACAUAAAUACAUACUCGAAGAUUAUUAGCCUUGUGUCACAGAUGAUGCGAUGUGGAUAUUACAAUGUGAAGAUAAUGUAUAAUAUAAAUAUAAUUCUGUGGUAUCA